AUGCUUGAUCCCAACCAAUUCAUCCGAACCUCUGGAAAGGCAGAUCCAGUAUGGGUCCACACUGAGCCCUACAGCAAGCGUCCUCAAUUCGAGAAGCUCGACAAGGACAUUGAGACCGAUGUCUGCAUCAUCGGAUCAGGCAUCUCUGGAAUCUCCACCGCAUACGAGCUUGUCACCCGUGGCGUCAACGUUGUCAUGAUCGAAGCAAGAGACAUCCUCUCUGGCGAGUCUGGAAGGACCAGUGGUCAUCUUGCCAGUGCUCUUGAUGAUCACUACACUGAAAUAGCCAAGACACACGGCGACAAGAAGGCGAAGCUUGCUGCAGAAAGUCAUUCAUGGGCUCUUGACAGAGUCGGAGAGAUAUCUAAGCAGCUGAGUAUUGAAUGCGAAUAUCGCCAUCUUCCCGGCUAUGAGAUAUCUCAAUAUCCUCGUAGUGAUCCACACCAUGCGGAAGAAAUGAAAGAGCUCAAAAGCGAAGCUGACAAGGCAAAGUCCCUGGGGUUGUCUACGGAAUUUCAAGAGACAUUUGCGAUCAAGGGAUGGGAAGGGAAGGUGGACCAGCGUGGUGGAGCAAUCUUCUUUCAACAAGCUACCUUCCAUCCCACGAAGUAUCUACUUGGAGUCAUCAAAUGGCUUGCGAAGCAGCCCAACUUUACCUGCUACACUCACACUCGGAUGAUGUCCUGCGAAGAGAAAGGCUUGCUAAACAAGGAGGUCAAAGUAGGCACGCUCGAUGGGAAGACAAUCACCUGUAAGGAUGCAGUGGAAGCUACCUGCGUUCCCUUGCAGAAGUUGAGCAUCGUGGCGGAAAUGGAGUAUUAUCGUACGUAUUGCAUUGCCUCACGUAUUCCAAAGGGGAGCUACGAAGACUGUCUCAUCUAUGAUCUCGCUGACCCAUACCACUACAUCCGAUUCACUGAAUGUGAUGAGAAAGACGACUACCUUGUCCUAGGUGGCGCAGACCACAAAGUCGGUCAAGAGGGAAAUGAAGAAGCCAAGUAUAAGGAGCUCGAAGACUGGGUCCGUGAGCGCUUCACCCAGCUUGGACCAACAGACUACAAGUGGAGCGGCCAAAUCUUCGAACCUGUCGAUCACGUAGCAUUUAUCGGUCUAAAUCAAGGCAAGAAGCACAUUUAUGUCGUGACUGGCGAUUCAGGCAACGGCCUUACACAUGGUGUUCUAGCCGGCAAACUCAUCGCGGACGAAAUCCAGGGUGUGCAGAAUCCGUGGAGUGGACUUUACAAUCCAAAGCGGCUUCCACCACUUUCCACGCUUCCUGACAUGAUCGGCCACGAUCUUCAGAUAAAUGCUCAGUACAAACGCUUCUUACAGAGCGAUGUCAAGGACAUCGAGGACAUCAAACCCUGCAGCGGCGGCGUGCUAAAUCCCACAGCCUCAAAACCAAUUGCCGUCUACCGUGACGAGAAUGGUAAGCCGCACAAAUUUUCGGCAAUGUGUCCUCAUCUGCACGGCGUUGUUGCUUGGAACCAAUCGGAGAAGACCUGGGAUUGUCCGGUGCAUGGAAGUCGAUUUGGAGGGAACAAUGGCGUCUGCGUGAUGGGACCUGCAAAGGCGGGACUGGCGCCGGUGGAAUGA
Messenger RNA from Endocarpon pusillum Z07020, 1596 nucleotides. RefSeq lists its product as uncharacterized. Lineage: Eukaryota; Fungi; Ascomycota; Eurotiomycetes; Verrucariales; Verrucariaceae. Gene Ontology annotation, cellular component: cytoplasm. The record is from RefSeq and is a predicted model, not a curated record. Bases 1 to 1596 code for a protein of 531 amino acids. The transcript has a single exon. Gene Ontology annotation, molecular function: oxidoreductase activity; 2 iron, 2 sulfur cluster binding.